ACGCUCAUGCUCGUGUGUUGCGUAUGUGCGCGUGAGGCCUUUUUUAUUUUUCCGCAUUAUUUAUUUAUUUUUCUUUCUUUGUCAAUAAAUUCUCGUCUUUCCCAGGUAAAAGCCCUCUCUCCCUACCCCAAGAAAAAACCCUCGUCGUCCUCACAAGACUAUUCUCAAUCUCCGUGCGCUAUCUCAAUCUCUGUCAAAGUUUCGAACAACCAUGGGAGGAGGAAACGGCCAGAAAGCCAAGAUGGCUAGGGAGAAGAACGCUGAGAAGGCUAAAGCUGCCGGAAAGGGAAGUCAGCUCGAUGCUAACAAGAAAGCUAUGUCUAUCCAGUGCAAGGUGUGUAUGCAGACAUUCAUCUGUACAACUUCUGAGGUGAAAUGCAGGGAGCAUGCUGAAGCAAAGCACCCCAAGUCUGACAUUUAUGUAUGCUUCCCCCAUCUCAAGAAAUGAAGAAAGUUUGCGUGUACAGGAGGAGAGAACGUGUUAGAGUUGAGUUGGUUGGAAAACCCAUCAGCAUCUCCAGUCUCCUCUCUAUAUCAUUAGAUUAAGUCCUUUAAGUUUGUUAUUCCUAAGGAAUCCAGACUGAGACCUGGUACCUUAUAUAUUAUGUAUGAUGAUCUACACCCAUAUCGUUGAUCCUAUAAUUUAAUCAGCAUGGAUUGUUCUUUGAAUGAAUCCUCGUCACUGCAGAAUUUGUUUUCAGUUUUACAA
Messenger RNA from Papaver somniferum (opium poppy), 709 nucleotides. RefSeq lists its product as uncharacterized. The record is from RefSeq and is a predicted model, not a curated record. The transcript is spliced from 3 exons. The coding region runs from base 212 to 448 and encodes 78 amino acids. Lineage: Eukaryota; Viridiplantae; Streptophyta; Magnoliopsida; Ranunculales; Papaveraceae.